This is a messenger RNA of Cetraspora pellucida, 555 nucleotides long. NCBI's taxonomy places the organism in Eukaryota, Fungi, Glomeromycota, Glomeromycetes, Diversisporales, Gigasporaceae. The record is from the annotation of a GenBank genome assembly.
AUGAAAAUUUUGAUGCUGUCCUCUAUUAUAACGUUUUCAUUACUUUUAUUACAAUCCCAUUAUCAUUCUCAAGGAAAUUUUCAUCUACCUGACGGUUUUACUCGAGAAAUAUACACUAUAAAUGGACGAUUUCCCAGUCCUCUCAUUGAAGUUAAUAAAGGUGACAUUUUAAUUUUUAAUGUCAAUAAUUAUUUAGAAGAUGAGACAACGAUUCAUUCACAUGGAAUGUUUCGACAUGAGACUCCUUGUUACGAUGGUGCUCCUGGAAAAAUACGGCGUGACAUUCCACCAGAAAAAUCAUUUACGAGAAAAGUUAUGCAAUAUGCUUUAAUGAAUCUAAUUCUGGUAUUAGAACCUACACCAUCAGAGUUAUUAACUAAUUGCGGUUUACCGCAAAAAAAGUUAGAAGAGGUGAAGCCAUCUUCAAUGAGUAUGAACUACGUGGUCAUUGAUGAAAAAGUAAAUCCAGGGCUUUAUAGGCAGAGGGGUAAACCUUAUAGACUAAGGUCUCAUCUUGCACUUCAUUAUCGAGACGUUCCUACGAUUUUGGCUUGA